UGAAACUGCUGGACACUGAUGGGUGGCACUCCUAGGCACUGCUGGGGACAGGUGGGUGGCACUGCUGGGCACUUGUGGGUGGCAAUGCUAGGAACUGAUCAUCAGGGCACUGAUUAUCAGUGCCCUGAUGAUCGGUGCCGAUCCGUCCUCUGACAAUUGCCGGGCACUGAUGAUCAGUGCCCUGAUGAUCGGUGCCCAGCAGUGCCACCCACAAGUUCCGCCCACCUGUGCCCAGCAGUGCGCCCACUAGCUCCGCCCACCUGUGCCCAGCAGUGCACCCACCUGUGCCACUCUGCAGUG
Staurois parvus is the source of this 300-nucleotide messenger RNA. The record is from the annotation of a GenBank genome assembly. Lineage: Eukaryota; Metazoa; Chordata; Amphibia; Anura; Ranidae.